This is a messenger RNA of Cyprinodon variegatus (sheepshead minnow), 5089 nucleotides long. It is a transcript of the gene sema3h, whose product is annotated as semaphorin-3A-like. Gene Ontology annotation, biological process: motor neuron axon guidance; positive regulation of neuron migration; neural crest cell migration. The record is from RefSeq and is a predicted model, not a curated record. The transcript is spliced from 18 exons. Gene Ontology annotation, molecular function: semaphorin receptor binding; chemorepellent activity; neuropilin binding. Bases 367 to 2670 code for a protein of 767 amino acids. Lineage: Eukaryota; Metazoa; Chordata; Actinopteri; Cyprinodontiformes; Cyprinodontidae.
ACACAUGAACAGCAGAGAGCUGUCAGGCUGUGAGGAGGCAGCGGAGAGACGCCUCAGUCUUUUCUUGGAAUACAUUCUCCUCUUCAUCUCUGAAGCCCACACACGCAUGUAAACACAAAUACACAGACGGGUGUGGGUGCCGUUCGUAGAAGAAGCAGGGGAUUAUUUUAUGGAUCUGGAUGCAGGAGAGACAGACAUACUUGGACUGUUAAAGUGUUUGGAUUCAGUAUCUUAGAGACUUAAACUCUUCAAGGAUUCAAACUUUGGUUUUUUUAAGCAUCUUAGCAGUUAAGACUUUAGGACUUGGUUGAGGAAGGAGAGUCUCUGGAGCAGAGUGAGUUUUCUGAAUCUGUCAGGUUGUCCGUGAUGAGGAGGAAGAUGUGUUGGCUGCUGACAGCAGUCCUGGUUGCCCACCUUGGAAGCACUCUGACAGGAGCGUGGAGAGCAGCGCAGCCAAGGCUACAGUUUACAUACUCUGAGCUCAUUCAGAACGGCCGGCUGCUAACACUGCCACUGGAUGCAGGAGACCUCCAGUCCCUGCUGCCGGAUGAAGACAGGAGGCGUCUUUAUGUGGCCAUGAAAGAUAAUCUUCUCUCCACAAGUCUGGAUGACAUAACACAGAACCCACGGAAGCUUUACUGGCCAGCCAGUCCGGACCGUGUCCAAGAAUGCCUCAUGGCUGGAAAAGAUUCAGAGCUGGAGUGUGCAAACUUCCUGCGAGUUCUGCAGCCUUUUAAUCAGACUCACCUGUAUGUUUGUGGAACCGGGGCCUUUAAUCCCCGCUGUGCUUUCAUUGCCACCAGCAUCUUCCACCAGGCAGAGUACCAAACGCUCUCCUAUGGUCGGACAGAGUGUGGGAAGGGAAAAUGCCCCUACGACCCCUUCCAGAAAACAGCUUCUGCUGUUGUUGAUGGAGAGUUGUACGCUGGGAUUACCUCAGAUUUCAUGAGCAGAGACUCUGCUUUCUUCCGGAGCCUCGGGAGUCGACAUGUCAUCCGCACAGAGCAGUACGAUUCCACCUGGCUGCAGGAUGCCCAGUUUGUGCGGGUAGCGCCACUGUCUGAAACUGAUAACCCAGAGGAUGAUAAAGUUUACGUGUUCUUCACUGAGCGUGCCCAGGAGGCCGAGGGGGCGGCUGGGAAGGUUCUCUACUCCAGAGUGGCACGCGUUUGCAAGAAUGACAUUGGUGGUCAGAGGAGUUUGGUGAAUAAGUGGAGCACCUUCCAGAAGGCCCGUAUGGUGUGCUCAGUUCCAGGACCGGACGGCCUGCAGACACAUUUCGACCAGCUGCAGGACAUCUUUAUUCUACAUGGGAAAGACAAGAAGAAUCCUCUCAUCUAUGGCCUGUUCACAACAUCAAGUGAUAUCCUGAAUGGUUCUGCAGUCUGUGUUUAUCGGAUGGAGGAUGUGGUUCGAGCUUUUAAGGGCAACUUUCUGCAUAAAGAGGGGCCUCAGUACAAAUGGGCUGAGUUUACAGGAAAGGUGCCUUAUCCACGGCCAGGAACUUGUCCCAGCAGCACCUAUGGAAGCUACAGCUCGACCAGAGAGUAUCCUGACGACGUGAUUUUCUUCAGCAGGACUCAUCCUCUGUUGCAGGAACACGUGCUGCCUCUGGGUGAGCGGCCACUUUUAGUGAGAGUGGGUGUUCACUACAAGUUCAGCAAACUUUUGGUGGACCGGGUGGAAGCUGUGGACGGCACGUAUGAUGUCCUGUUCAUCGGCACAGAUUCUGGACUCGUACUAAAAGCCAUCCAUCUGCCCAGAGAGCACGGUCACAGUCAGGAGGUCACUCUGGAGCAGUUACAGGUUUUUCAGCAUAAAUCAUCCGUGACGGCGAUGGCAUUGUCAAAGAAAAAGUGGUUGUUUGUGGGCUCAAGGGAGGGUGUGUCCCAGCUGGCCCUGUACCAGUGUGAGCUGUAUGGUCAGGCUUGUGCUGAAUGCUGCCUGGCAAGGGAUCCUUACUGCACCUGGGAUGGACAUGCCUGCAGCCCAUAUAUGCCCACCGUGCGCCGGAGAAAUGCUCGUCAUUUAGGGGAAGAGGAGGACCCUCUGACUCAGUGUGUCCGACAGGGGGCUGUGCUGCAGGUGGAGGCAGAGCAGAGGGUCAUGAUGGUGGCAGAGGGAAACAGCACCUACCUGGAGUGUCUGCCUCGAUCCAGACACGCUGCCGUUACCUGGUAUAAACAAGCAGGAGAGAAUAGUGCCGAAUUAAACCAGGUUUUGACAGGUGACCAGCUGGUGGUGAUAGAGCGGGGGGUCCUGAUCCGGCGAGCUGAGCUCUCCCACGGUGGCGUCUACCACUGUCAGGUGGAGGAGCACGGUUAUCACUGGACCGCAGUCACCGUCCGUCUUGCUGUCUGGAGCCCCUCUGCCAAUCGCGUCCUCGCCUCGUUGUCUGGUUCGUCCUAUCAGGGCGCAGGAACCCAGCCUUGGUACGAGGAUGUGAUGGCCCUGAUUCACCCUGGAAACCUGGGCGAGCACUGCAAGGCCCUGGGAUACCGUCCACCACGCAGCCAGCGUCAUCGUGGGGGCUUUAUGAUUGCCGCCCACAAGGAGAAGGAAAGGGCUGAAAAGCACAAGCAUGGGGGAGGAAGAGGAGGAGGGGGAGGUCGCGCUGUAGGGAGGAAGAGCAGGAGCAAGCCUCAACAGAGGGCUCCAAGGAGCGCUUGAACGCAGAUCUUCAUUGACUGAAACACACACACUUUGUGUAACCUACACAUGCACACACUUAACUUAUGCUUUAGGACCCACACAUACUGUACAUACAGAGACUACGUCAUGCGCAUGCACUUAUCGAAAAUAAAAAAGCAUCCUCUCAUUAUAUCAGUCAAGUCCAAUGCCACAUAAUCACCCGAACUUUGUACAGGAUGGCUUGGACAGCAGAGGACGGUUUCGCUUGGAUAAAUGACUUUGUGAAUAAAAAUACAAAAGUAGAGUAGCAUAGGCUGCAUAGCAUGUUGAAUGAAGGACGAGCAGCACAGCCUGAUCAAUCUGUGUUGUGACAAGAACACUAAGGAGGAUGAUAUGUAUGUGGAGGGAAAAUUUGUCCACAAUCAGAAAUUCAACAUUUUAAAACAUAACCCCGCUUAAAUGAUCUUGAACUUGAGGGGAAACCUUUUAGCUUUGCAUUUCCCCUUUGAUUCCCAACUCCACAUGCACUAAUUUCAAGGUAAAAUGGGUUUCAAAUUGUCUCAGUCAGCUUUUAUAAGAGCAACGAGCACCGGAGCGUGUGAAGAGGUUUGGUUUAAUGGAGGUUUUUCCUAAUCAUAGAAAGGUCUUUGCUCAAAUUUAAGGAUCUAUCCUUCUGAUGAAUCUGAUGUUGGAGAAUCAGUGAUAAUUCUAAAGUCAAAGCAAGACAAACAUGCAGACUGUGCAUAAUGAACAUAGAUCUUGUUCAUUAGUUACCAAUAUGUAAAACAGUAACAAGUGCUACAAAGAUUAAUCAGUAGAGGGGCAAUUAAAAGCACAGCAGUUUCACUGAAUAUUUAUCAGUAGUUACAUUAUCAAACUACAACAGCAAAGACAAGUAUUCUAACAGCUGCUUAGAAAGAAUUAAUACUAUGGUUAUAAUAAUUUAAUCUAUCAGUGGUUACAUUGAUUUCAAUGCACAGACCCAAGGAUGAACAUAUAGAAAAUAUGCUAAAUUCAUCAGUAGGAUUCAAGAGUCAAUUGUUCUCCUUAACUGCAACUACAGGAGUUUAAAAAAUGUUUUACCUAAAUAAUCAUGUUCUAAAGCAAUUGUUUAGGUAAAAAGAUUAAAAAUGUGACAGACCUAUAGAGUAUUAGAGCUAGUUUACAUCAAAGAAUGAAUUACAGUUUAACCUAACAUGGCCCCGUAUUUUUCUUUGACCUACAGUACAAUUGCCAAUUAUGGAUACAGAAGCAAGCAUUGUGUUCUAAACCUAUCAGUGAUUGAUUGCUAAGGUAUACAAAACUUAGUUACCAAUCAAUAAAAAAAGUUAAUAUCAUAACCUACUAAAAAAAAAAAAAUAAAUAAAAGAUGCUUUCCUAGAUUGGGAAUAGCAAGACAAAAAUACAACAAAUAAUUUAGAGAAAAAACAGAUUUAUACUACCGUGUACCACAGUAGAUUCACAAACCCUUCACCAUAAGAGAAACCUUUGUUAGUUCAGCUUUAGAAAGUGUGGUUCCACCAUAACAUGUUGACUGUUACCACACAGAUGCAAGGCAGAGGAAAAAGUGCAAAAAUCUCCUUUGAUGAUUAACUUUCCCAGAAUAUCGGUGCUGUGUGCUGCAGCUGCACCAACCACUACAAAAAGAGGUUCCUAUUGUGUUUACCUCAGUGUUUGGCGCUGUAACAUUUCAGGCUGCUGCUAAUUUCGUGCCAUGUGAGGACAAAGUGAGGAAAGCAAAAACGUGUUCAAUUCUAUUUCCAGGGUCUGGUUUAGUUUGUUCAGACUCACAUUUUGCAUAAAUCUGGAGAAUAUGAUAAGAUGUGUGAAAAAACGUCAAGACAUGAGACAACAAGAAUCAAAACAGAAAUGAAACCUUUCUGUUAAAUGAACCAUGGAAAAUGUCAGUGUGUUGGACUUUGUAGAAUACUUCAAAAGAUUUUCCAUUUGGGUUUGAUUAAGAAAUUACCAAGAAAAAACGAGCUGAUGAGGCCUUCACAGGCAGAUUUUGUACAUAGCAUGCAUGUUUCUGAGAGCCUGUUCUGCAGCUCCAUUGUGUAAUUUCUUGUAUCUGCCAGUGAUAAAAAGCCCAGAGUGUGCUAAAGAAGCUUUUGCAGGGCCACCAAGAAGCUGAGAAAAGGGGCUCAACAGGAACGCUGCCUGCUGGACGUUGGCUUGACAGAUUGGAGCGCCUUUUGUGACUUUUCUGAACCUUAAAAUGUAAUGUUUAAAUGUGCUUGUGUUAAACACAGCUUCUUCCAUCAUCUGAUUUUUCUUUUCUUUUUAGUAUUUAUGAGUCUAAGUUGGACUAAAGCUUCUUGGUUUGUAAUAACUCAUAACCAGGUCAUAAAGACCCCUCUUGUUUUACAUGUAAGCAUCAUUUUCUGCCUGUCUUUGUAUGUAUAUCUGAUGUCCAUUUGUUACCAUUUCCUUCUGUUAAUACACCUUCCCACUCCCA